Molecule: messenger RNA, 3739 nt
Organism: Paramormyrops kingsleyae
Lineage: Eukaryota; Metazoa; Chordata; Actinopteri; Osteoglossiformes; Mormyridae
Source: RefSeq, a predicted model, not a curated record
CUCUCCCGGAGCCAUUAGCGUGUGACACCCGAUACCUGAGCAGCUUGUGUGAUGGAGUUUCGCUAACUGUCGGUUACUGAAACAUCACAGAACACAGUGGUUACGCACGUAGAGCUAGGAGCGCAGAGUUUAAGGAGUGACCUCUUCGACAUGGCAGAAAACAUAAUCGUCCGAGUCCAGUCCCCGGAGGGAAUGAAAAAGAUUCCCUCCACCAAGCGGGAGACGGCGGCUGCGUUCCUGAAAAAGGUGGCCAAAGAGUUUGGCUUCAGCUCCAAUGGUUUCUCUGUCUACCUGAACCGGAACAAGACUGGGGAGAUCGUGUCCCAGAACAAGGCCCUCAGCCUGCUCAAGAUUAAACAUGGAGACAUGCUCUUCCUGUUCCCCUCUGGAGCUUCUGGAUCCUCCAGUGAGGUCAUGGAUGUGGCUGCCCCACACUCAUCUUCCUCGCUGCCCUCCUCCUCCUCCUCCUCCUCCUCGACUUCGUCAAUGUCGCGCUCCCUGUCCGCGACCCUGAUCCCGGAGGACGAGAUCGACCAGUUCCUGGCCAAACAGGACGGGAAGAUCUAUAGGAACAGAGACCCCCAGCUGUGUCGACAUGGGCCCAUGGGGAAGUGUGUGCACUGUGUGCCCCUGGAGCCCUUCGACGAAGACUACCUAAACCACCUGGACCCCCCCGUCAAGCAUAUGUCCUUCCAUGCCUACAUCCGCAAGCUGACGGGAGGCGCGGACAAGGGCAAGUUCGUGGCUUUGGAGAACAUCAGCUGUAAGAUCCGCUCGGGCUGCGAGGGCCACCCUCCGUGGCCCGAGGGCAUCUGCACCAAGUGCCAGCCCAGCGCCAUCACCCUCAGCAGACAGAAAUACAGGCACGUAGACAACAUCAUGUUUGAGAACCACACCAUCGCAGACCGCUUCCUGGACUUCUGGAGGAAGACGGGAAACCAGCGGAUGGGCUACCUGUACGGAAGGUACACCGAGCACAAGGACAUCCCGCUGGGCAUCCGGGCCGAGGUGGCCGCCAUCUAUGAGCCCCCACAGAUCGGCACCCAGAACAGCCUGGAGCUGGUGGAUGAUCCCAAGGCUGCGGCAGUGGAGGAGAUUGCUGCCAAGCUGGGACUUUGCAAGGUGGGCUGGAUCUUCACGGAUCUGCUGUCAGAGGACACCAGGAUAGGAACCGUGCGCUACAGCAGGAACAAGGACUCCCAUUUCCUGAGUGCGGAGGAGUGCAUCACAGCAGGCCACUUCCAGAACAAACACCCCAACCCCUGCCGCCUCUCCCCUGACGGGCACUUUGGCUCCAAGUUUGUCACCGUGGUAGCGACAGGGGGCCCUGACAACCAGGUGCACUUUGAGGGCUAUCAGGUGUCCAAUCAGUGCAUGGCGUUGGUGCGGGACGAGUGCCUGUUGCCCUGCCGGGACGCCCCCGAGCUGGGCUACGCCAAGGAGUCCAGCACGGAGCAGUACGUGCCAGACGUCUUCUACAAGGACAAGGACAAAUUUGGCAACGACAUCACAUAUCUAGCGCGCCCUCUGCCCGUGGAGUACCUGAUCAUUGAUAUCACCACCACCUUCCCUAAGGACCCAGUGUACACCUUCUCAUCCGUGCAUCGCUUCCCCAUCGAGAACCGAGACGUCCUGGGGGAGACUCAGGUAAAGAUGCGGGGGCAGAACCUUCCCGUUGGAAGCCCUGUGCUCCUACUUCUCUUGCGUUCUUCGCCCCAGAUGGGAGCGAGUCGGCGCCGUCGGUUUAUUCACUUCUGCUUCUCACAUGUUUGGUUUCUCAUCUGUCGAACAGUCCACACACACCCCCCCGCCCCUCCAGCACCCUCAGUACGUUUUGGGGUCACGUCUCAAGGGUCGCUCUCGCUCCCUCGUAUACAGGAUAGCAUCGGGCUCCUGCUGGAUGCAGUGAAGACCCCCAAUGAGGAGCUGGCUCGGACCUGGAAGAAGUCGGUGCAGUGGGCGACCAUCGAGCAGCUGUGCAGCACAGUGGGCGGGCAGCCGUCGGGUUCCCAUGACUACGGGGCCAUGAGCGGCCCCUCCGCCCCCACGUCAGCGUCUGCCAUGUGGUCCUGCCUGCACUGCACCUUUAUGAACCAGCCAGGCACCGAGCUCUGCGAGAUGUGCAGCCUGCCUCGCAGCUAAACCCCGCCCCCUUUCCCAGCUCCUCCCCAGGCUAUCGGGAAGGCGGAGUCAUGCGGUCAUGGGCGGGGCCCAGACUCAUCACAGAUGUCGCCAUCGCUCUGGGACCAGCUAUAGUGCUGUCUUCUGUACCCUCCUUCCCUUGACCUUUGACCCUUUUCCUCUCAAAUCACCCAGUUCCUGUUUUCUCCCACCUCACAGGCUGCCUUUUUGUCCUGCAGGGGGCGCUGCCAGCACCAUGCCACUGGUGUCUGUGAAUGAUGUCUGGAAGAUGUCAGUUUAGCACUCAUGUCCACCUGCAUCCCCACCCUCCUGUGGGGCAAAUCGGGAUCUUCCAUUAUCUUCCAUUACCCCCCCGACACUUUAGAGGUUACAAGCCUAAUUUCACUCUCUCCAUUGUGUAAAUACACAAACUAAUUAGUUCCAAAUGAUGCUUUUUAUCGUCAUUUUUUUCUUAUUUAUGGAAAUUGGUUUAGUUCUUGUUUGGUUUCUUUGCUUUAGAAGAAAGAUUCCCGUGCUUGCCCCAUUGCCCCCUGCCCAUUGGCCACUCCAUCCUGCGAUGCUGCUCGUUCAGUUCAGCAAGGGUCUCUCUUUCUCUCCUCCCUCACUCAGAUUAUUCCUCUUUCCCCAGCUCUAGUCAGCAGUGUUGUUUUUGAGACUACCUUGCUGAUGUGGUCAAGGGUACUGCAGUGUCUCGCCAGGAUGUGGCCCUCUAGGGGUGCCAGCCCUGGCGGUGAGUGUCACCGCCCUGGUGGCCACUGGCCAGCCUGCAGCUCCAUCUCAUUUCUGCAGGGUGGUUUUGAUUGGUUUGUGGCUCCUGGUUCCCCGCAUGGGCUGGCUCUCAGUGCCGCGGGACGGGCUUGGCGCUCCGCUCUGUCAUGGAAGUGGGGGCUCCAUCUUUGCCGGUAGUUUUGGCUUGGGGUGGCAUCACUGAAUUCCUUCCGUUUUAUUCCCCACUCUAUGUCAGUAACAAACCGCCAGUUGGAGGCCCCCCCCCCCCGCCCCAUGGGCUCUCCCCACUUACGCCUGUUUGUAUCACAAAGACUUGAUCGUUAUCUUCUUUGUUUUGCUGUUCUGUUGUUGAUUGAUCAAUUUGGGGUUGGGGAGAAACCUGAACCCCCCCCCCCAUCUCUCAAUUACUCCUGUUGAUCUUCUGCUGGGGGGGGGGUUGACUUCAAAGACUUUCGGUCCAUUUCUGUGUUAGAUCUGGCCAGGGGUCAGAGGUCAGGAAUGAGCGAUCCUUCAGGAACAAAGUGGGCCGCACUGAUGGUCCUUGUUUUCCGGUUGGUCCAAUGUGUUGUGCACCUGUGAGAGGGGGAGGGGUUUGGCUGGGCUGGAGGAGGGUGUGGGGAGCACAGCAGAUGAGCGGUGCCAUGCCCGAGGAUGCUGUCAUCGGUGUGUGUGUGUGUGUGUGCGUGCGUGCGUGUGUGUGUGUCCCCACGCUGCCUUUGCUGUAGAAUGGGAAACAUAAUUUAAAAUACUCAUUCCAGGUUAAAACAGUAUUUAAAACUGGAUGUUCGCUGCACAGUUUUCAUACUUAAGGAAAUGACUUUCCAUCUGCAUUUGAACGUACCCAAUAAAUAUUGACUUUGAACAAUAA